CCGUGGUCACGUUUCCUACGCACUCCUCACCUUCCUCUCCCCACACACAAAUCUCGCCCUGUUUUCUCUGCCUUUUCAGGAACUGGCGUUACCUCAGGAAAGCCUGGAGGAUUCUCGAAGCAAGGGGGUGGUGACCGCCCUGUAUGACGCCUUGAGCAGCCGCGACGCGGAGGCAAUCCACCAGAUCCUUGCUGCCGACCUCGAGUGGUGGUUCCAUGGUCCGCCGUCGCACCAGUUUUUGAUGCGACUACUCACCGGAGAACAGGAAUCGAGCUUCCAAUUUGUUCCCCACAGCAUCGCCGCCUUCGGCUCUGUCGUCCUCGCCGAAGGAUUCGACGUCCGCCGCUCCAUCGCCUGGGUUCACGCCUGGACCGUCAACGAUGGGGUAAUCACUCAGGUCAGGGAGUAUUUCAACACUUCCCUCACCGUCACCCGCAUCGGGAAGACCGGCGCCAUUUCGCCUCUCCAUUGCCCCUCGAUUUGGGAGAGCAGCCUCCCCGAUCGCGUCGGGAAAUCCGUGCCCGGCCUCGUGCUUGCCAUCUGAGCUCGAAACGACGCCGUCUCCUACGGAACGGUAAAUUGUCAAAACAUUGUGUGAUAUUUAUUUACUUUUAUCUAUUUAUGCUAUAGUUAACGAAUAAAGGAGGAAUCGUUAUUGCUUGUGCUGCGUUGUGCGUAUGGUGUGGUCAGAGGUUUGUACGGUUGGAUCUUCCGUCUGAGAGGACGUGAGGUUAGAUGAACGGCUAGGAUUGAUUUGGGGGUGUUUGAUCGGCGGCUUUGUUGUUUCUGGUAUUGCUAUUGGUCUAUGUGUGUAGGUAGGUAGGUGUCGUGACGUGGCGACCAAUAGGAUGAGGAUUGGGAGGCCUUGCUCUUGCUCCUGUUCUUGUCUUUGUCUUUGGUGUUGCGUUACCUUUGUAAUAACACUUUCACUUCACUCCUUUGUGACUGUGAAGGUGACUGUGACUGAAUGCCAUUGCUGCUUUACCUUU
Molecule: messenger RNA, 989 nt
Organism: Andrographis paniculata
Lineage: Eukaryota; Viridiplantae; Streptophyta; Magnoliopsida; Lamiales; Acanthaceae
Product: wound-induced protein 1-like
Exons: 1
Coding region: 242-544 (100 amino acids)
Source: RefSeq, a predicted model, not a curated record